CUAACGCGUCUGGUUAGUGACGGUGCCAGUCAGACGGACAGCAAGCGACCCCGACUGCGGCCUAGUCUGCUGAUGGUGAUGAGAGUGCUGUGGUGCCAGAGCAGGAUGUGAAAGAGGUGGAGAGGCUGGCCGGAACGUACGGAGUACGGUGUAUCGAACGAAGUGGAGGCGGUCAUGGGCGACAGUGGCGCUCCUGUGGUGGAGCGGGUGAAGUGCAAGUUAAAGGGAAAGGCGACAGGCGGCGGUGGUGACGCUAGGUCUUCGCAGGCGCCUCCUGAGGCAGCUAGCUGUGAUUCUGUUUCGUCUGAAGCUACCUUGGAGCCGGACGAAGCUCGGCUGGCGGAGCUCCGCGCGCAGCUGCAGCAUGUGGUCAGCAGCCGGCUCUGGCACGGCCCGUGAGCAGCUGCUGGAGCGGCUGCGGUCCGAGCUGCUGGCGCGGGCCGCCCUAGCUGGGUAUCCGACUCCUGCUGCUGGCCGACACAGAGACCCGGCUGGCCGUCUCGCUCCUCUCCGGGCUGGCCGGCGGCCGUGGCGCGCACGCGCACCAGCAGACAGCUCUGGCCGACCGGCGCCACGGCGAGCGACUGCUGGUGCUGCGUCCACUUCGAGAGCUCUCCUCCAAACAGGUAGCUCUCUUCGCCCAUCACUGCCGCGUGCAGUACGUGCCAGGGGUUGGACCGGACACGAUGGCUCCGGCGAGUGCUAGCAUCGGCCGAGCAACGGAAGAGUUUGUACUUGGUCUCCAGGCUAGUUUUCCGGCUACUGUUUCCACGGUGUACCGAACUGGUACAAAGCUCUCAGCGGUGGGUGCGAUGAUGGAAGACUGUGCCCUCUGCCGUCUGCCUCUGGACACCAGCGGAGGAGCAGCGUCCGCACUCCAGGCCACGCGCUUCUCUCAGAUGGUGUCCUCUUCGGGACCGGACCGGUUUCAGUAUGACCAGCACUCGGCCGACACGGCAGCAGGGGACGCUAGGGCGACUGUGCUGCCGCCUGCGGCGAAGAAUGGAAGCUGUGGUACUGAUACUCCACGCUGUGUGGAGUCGGGCGGUGGCUGCUGUGGCGGUAGCGGGGCGGGAUGCGGGUCGGCGCAGACUGUCUCUAGGAAGCCGUCGCGGGAGGAGUUGCUGGAGAGGCUGUGUUACGGCUGCCAGCUGGUGAUGAAGGACAUGAAGGAGGUGGAUAACAUGCCGGCCUUUGUGACGGAGGAGGUGGCCGCUCGCACCCGCAGGGAGAACAUGAGGAAGGAGAUACAGGACUUCCUUAUCGAGGAUAGCUGAUGUGUGUGCCUUGUGCUUUCUUUUAGGAGUUUGGUGUUGUUAGCCUAUUGAAGCGUCCAUGCAUAUGUUGAGUGGACUUGAAGUGUUCCCAAACACUGUUUCGAUUUUGCACCACUGCGUCCAUUUGGGAAUGUGUGUUGCAUGACUUUUGCAGAGCCAUUUUGCAGGUCUGAAACAUUUUAUGUGAGUUACUGCUAAUAUUUUUGAACGUGAAAUCAUUUUGGCACGGCUAUAAUGUGCUGAAGUGUAUUGAAUAUAUUUUGCGUGCAGA
Molecule: messenger RNA, 1548 nt
Organism: Amphibalanus amphitrite
Lineage: Eukaryota; Metazoa; Arthropoda; Thecostraca; Balanomorpha; Balanidae
Product: cytoplasmic tRNA 2-thiolation protein 2-B-like
Exons: 1
Coding region: 687-1277 (196 amino acids)
Biological process (GO): tRNA wobble position uridine thiolation
Cellular component (GO): cytosol
Molecular function (GO): sulfurtransferase activity; tRNA binding
Source: RefSeq, a predicted model, not a curated record